GCAAGAGCCGGCCAGGGUGAGAUGAUGGCCGGAAAAGAUCAUGCAGGCGCCGGACACGGCAUGAUAGUCGAGUUUCCUGGGACGGAUGAGGCCAAGUCAGCGUUAAUCCGACUGACUCUGCUCAUCUGCUGGGCUGAUUGCCGACUCCGAAGCAAUUGUCUGUCCAGCGUGAGCCCUCUGAGCACCCGUAGAUUCACUGUCGACAAGCGGGCAGACAGACAAAUUGGGAUUCUUUCCAAAGUGUGUCUUUGUCCGGUCGUUCAUUUAGCCCAGCCCGUAUUUAAAUUUGAAGGUUUGUGA
Messenger RNA from Protopolystoma xenopodis, 300 nucleotides. Lineage: Eukaryota; Metazoa; Platyhelminthes; Monogenea; Polystomatidea; Polystomatidae. The record is from the annotation of a GenBank genome assembly.